GGUGGGGCUGCCCCUGAAGAAGGCUGUUUUCAUGUUUGUCUUGUUACGCAUUUUCAAUGGUAUCCUGAGGCUUUCAUGCCAAGCUGCUUUGAGUCCCUUUUGGGGAGAUCAAGCGGGGUAUAAAUAUCCCAACAAACAACCACGAGCAGUUUUGGUUCUUGGCCAAUGGACAGAGCAGUUCAAGCCCAACCUUCACCCUCAGUCUUCAAUUCAAUGUGGCUUUGUUUUUAUAGGCAUUCAAGGCGUCAGAUGGUGCCCUUGUUGUCAGCCGCCCUCAAUGAUGUAAAUACAUCUCUCCCUCAAACGGAUAUACAGCAGAGUCUCACUUAUCCAACAGAAACGGGCCGGCAGAAUGUUGGAUAAGCGAAUAUGUUGGAUAAUAAGGAGGCACUAAGGAAAAGCCUAUUAAACAUCAAAUGAGGUUAUGAUUUUACAAAUGAAGCACCAAAACAUCAUGUUAGACAACAAAUUUGACAGAAAAAGUAGUUCAAUACACAGUAAUGCUACGUAGUAAUUACUGUAUUUACAAAUUUAGCACCAAAAUAUCACGAUGUAUUGAAAACAUUGACGACAAAAAUGCGUUGGAUAAUCCAGAAUGUUGGAUAAUGAUGUAAAUUUAGAGCAACGGGAAGAGCCAGGGAGGCAGUUCCAUCUUGUCUCCUGUGCCAAAGUGACAGUGAAGGAGCAGACCUGAUCGUUGGUCUAAAAAAUGGAAAAGUACUUGGAUCGGAGUUAAUUAUCCCGGAGAUUCUGACAUCGGAUCCUGAGUGGUGGACCCUCUUCUUGGUGGCAGUCUUCACCAUCAUUAACAACACGGGCAUCCUACCAAACCACUGGCAAUUUGCCAUUAUAGUUCCAAUCUACAGAAAAGGUGACCCUCCCGAUCCUUCCAAUUACUGGCCAAUUAGCCUUCUAUCGGUAAUUGGAAAGCUUUGUGCAAAAUUCCUAUUAAUAAAGUUGUAGACCAGGCUGGACCAGAACAAAACCAUCAGCCCUGAGCAAACUGGAUUCCGUAAGGAUAAAUCCGCCUUGGAUCACUGCUUCGUACUUUCUCAAAUACUCCACGUGUUACUGCAUUACUCCCAGUUUUUAAUCUCUCUUAUCUUGACAUCCAUUGCUUAAACUACUAAAAAGAAUCCCCCCAAAAGGUGAUCUGUCUUCUAUAUUAUUGUCCAUUAUUUUGAAAUCCAAUAGUCCUGUCUUUCUUCUUCGGUCAUGUUCUUGUAUUUGAUCUUGGUUCAAUUGCUUGUCUUUUCUUUUCAGUAUUUAUACCCCACCCUUCUCGCCCCGAAGGGGACUCAGAGCGGCUUACAGAACACGCAUACGGCAAACAUUCAGUGCCUGAUUCUACAAUUAACAAGGACAGACAACGCAGACACAGGUAACCUCUAAACGAACCUUAUGAAGAAAACAUUGCCCUUUGUCUUACGUCUGAAAUGAAAGUACGCAGGAUUAACAAGAACAAGAAAUGAAUUGGAGAAAUUAUAUUUCAAGCUACAUACCUUUGAAUGUAAGGAAAGGAAGGAUUCUGCUGUAAAAAGAGGGGUUGGUAAAGAGAAAAUAAGGCUACAGCAAUACAGAGACUGGGAAGAGGAAAUGUCCUAUUCAGGAGUCCAUAUCUGUGAACUUCAGGCAUAAUAUUAGAAUAAUAAAUGUUAAAAAAUGGAAAAUUCAUUGUCAAAAUCACACACAGGGGAGAAACGACAUAAUUGUAAGGACUGUGGGAAAUGUUUCAUUGAGAGAAGUUCUCUUGCUAAACAUCAACGAACUCACACAGGAGAGAAGCCAUAUAAAUGUGUGGAAUGUGGAAAGAGCUUCAGUCAGAGUGGACAUCUACACACCCAUCAGAGGACCCACACAAGGGAGAAGCCACAUACAUGCAUGGAAUGUGGAAAGAGCUUCAGUAAGAGUGGAAAUCUACGCACCCAUCAAAGGACUCACACAGGGGAGAAGCCAUAUAAAUGCAUGGAAUGUGGAAAGAGCUUCAGUCGGAGUGACUAUCUACGUUCCCAUCAAAGGACGCACACAGGAGAGAAGCCACAUACAUGCAGGGAAUGUGGAAAGAGAUUCAGUGAGAGUGGACAUCUGCGUAUCCAUCAAAGGAUGCACACAGGAGAGAGGCCACAUACAUGCAUGGAAUGUGGAAAGAGCUUCAGUGAGAGUGGAAAUCUACGCACCCAUCAAAGGACUCACACAGGGGAGAAGCCACAUACAUGCAUGGAAUGUGGAAAGAGAUUCAGUAAGAGUGGACAUCUGCGUAUCCAUCAAAGGAUACACACAGGAGAGAAGCCACAUAAAUGCAUGGAAUGUGGAAAGAGCUUCAGUCAGAGUGGAGAUCUAUGCACCCAUCAAAGGAUCCACACAGGGGAGAAGCCACAUAAAUGCGUGGAAUGUGGAAAGAGCUUCAUUCAGAGUGGAGAUCUACGCACCCAUCAAAGGAUCCACACAGGGGAGAAGCCACAUAAAUGCGUGGAAUGUGGAAAGAGCUUCAGUCAGAGUGGAGAUCUACGCACCCAUCAAAAGAGUCACACAGGGGAGAAGCCACAUAAAUGCAUGGAAUGUGGAAAGAACUUCAGUAACAGUUCGAAUCUUCGUACCCAUCAAAAGAUUCACACAGGAGAGAAGCCACAUAAAUAGGACAAGUGCAAAGAAGCCAGAAUGGUUGUCCAAAGAACUUCUAACGACUAUGACUCAAAAGAGACAUGAACAGGAAGUGGAAGGGGAAGAAAUCACAAAAUCAUAUAACCAUAGAGUUGGAAGAGACCUCAUGGGACAUCUAGUCCAACCCCCUGCCAAGAAGCAGGAAAUUCCAUUCAAAGCACCCCGGACAGAUGGCCAUCCAGCCUCUGCUUAAAAGCCUCCAAAGAAGGUUCCACAGCUGAACUGCUCUCACAAUGAGGAACUUCUUCCUUAUGUUCAGGUGGAAUCCCCUUUCCUGUAGUUUGAAGCCAUUAUUCUGCAUCCUAGUUUGCAGAGCAGCAGACAACAAGCUUGCUCCCUCCUCCUUAUGGGAUUUUGGCCUGCAUAAAUAGGGGCAGAGUGUCUAGAUCCAGGGAAGUCAUGGCACCCCUCUAUUCUGCCUUGGUCAGACCACUUUACCUGGAAUCACACUGUGUCUAAUUCUGGGCACUGCAAUUGAAAGGAGACGUUGAAAAGCUGGAAGGUGUCCAGAGGAGGGUGACUAAAAUGAUCAAGGGUCUGGAGAACAAGCCCUAUGGGGAGCGGCUUAAAGAGCUGGGCAUGUUUAGCCUGCAGAAGAGUAGGCUGAGAGAAGAAUGAAUAAAUGCAUGUACAAGUAUAUAUGAAAAUAUCAAUCUGGGUUUGUAAAAGGAAGACAAAUGUCACGUUUGAUAGGAAGAGUAUUAAACAAAAUAUGUGUGUCUCAAGAGAGGAAGUUAAAAGUGGGGAUACUAGCAUUAGAUAUAUUUAAUGCUUUGAUUGUGUAGCAUGGCAGAUAAUAAGUGAGAUUAUGAAUUAAUUUGGAAUGGGAAGUAGAAUAAAAGGAUGAUUAGAACCAUUUUAUUUGCUAUGGUGAUAGAAUUAUGUGCAAACGCCAUCCAAAAAGGUAAGAAUGUAGAAGGUGUAGGAAUAAAGGAAAAGCAGAAGGUGAGCUUAUUUGCUGAUGACACAUUGUUAUUGAUUAAAUAUCUGGGUAGGUCAAAUGGAUAGGAGAGGGGAUCAUUGAAAGAUAUUUGGGAAAACAGUGGGUUUAUAUUAUACAAAGAAAGAAGAAAAAGACUUUAUAGAACAGAGCUAUACGGGAAUUAGAAUCAAGAACAAAUUAAAAUACCUGGGUGUAAGUAUAACAAAGGACUUAAAAGAAAUAGAAGAGGCAAAUGUAGUAGCAUUGAGGAAAAUAGUUCGAAAAAAUUAAUACACAUCUAUCUUGGUUUGGAAAGACAGCAAUACUAAAAAUGAAAAUGCUUCUGAGGAUAAACUUUAUACUUACAUAUACCUUAUAUUUAUAAUGCCAUUUCAGAUUACAGAAGAAGAGUUGAAUACAUUAUUUCUUUGCAACAUUUCUACCCCACCUUUCUCCACCCCAAAGGAGACUCAUUUGGACAAAUGAUAAAUACUGUAAUGGCAGUCAAAGAAAUUGACUAAACAAAUUACAGAACAGAUCUCAAAAAGAAGAAGGAUUGGCGCUUCCUCAUAUCAAAAAAUAUUAUAAAGCAAACAGACUGAGAUUGGUUAUACAAGGAAUGAUGAAAAGGAGGAUGUAGAAUAGUUAAUAAUGGAUUCAGGAAAAGCGGAAGAAGAAAUUCGGAAUAUGUUUUAAAAUAGUUUAUGAGAAAAAAAAUAAGGUAAACUGGGAACCCAAUGUUGAGUAAUGCAUUAGAAAUAUGGAACAAAUACAGGAGAAAGUUAAUAACAGAUGGCUCAAUAAUAACCCCAAUUAUAAUGGAAAAGACAUUUCCAAAAAAUAAAAAAUAUAUAUGAUGGAUAAAAAAAUUAAGGGGAAAAACUUAGAUUAAAUAGGGGAUUGGCCAAAGGUUGGAAUGAAGAAAGAAAAGAUUAGGAACAUAAAAAUUUGAAAGGAAUAUCCAGUAAAAUUUCUAAAAUAUUAAUUGAAAAAAACAAAGCAAAAGUAAAGAAUAACACCUUCAAGAAGAUUUGGAAAGAAGAUAUAGGAAUGAAAAUCAAUGAAACAGAGGGGUUACAAUUAUGGGGACAAAGACACUUGAAAAAUAUAUCCAUAUGUGUUAAAGAAAAUUAUUAUUUAGUUGAUAUGGAAAUGGUACCUCACACCCAUAAGAAUAGGAAAUAUAAAUAAAAACUACUCAAACAAUUGCUGGAGAGGAUGCCAAGAAUCGGGAACAUACAUACAUAUGUGGUGGCAGUGUCAAUAUGUCAAUAAUUUCUGGGGAAAAGUAUUAAGAGAGAUAGACACAAUGAACAUUCAAAUAGAAAGAAGUCUUAGCAUGGCUUUAUUCUCAUUAUAUAAUAAUAAACAGUUGGAAAAAGAGGACAAAGAUGCGAUAACAAACGCAUUAACAAUUGCAAGACAGCUUAUAGCAAGGAACUGGAAAAGGGAAAUAAAUAUAGAGAUAGAAGAAUGGUAUAAGGAAGUAUGGAAACUGGGAAGAAAUGAUAGGUUGACGUGGAGAGGGAUUUAGAAACAAAGUGGUUGUGAUGAUGUCUGGAGAAAAUGUAUUGGAAGAGGAUUCGAAAAGAAAGACGGAAUUACCUCCUCAAGAGAGAAUGAAAAGGAAUUUUGGACAGAUGAUAAAUAAAAAAAGUGACUUGGGGGAGGGUAAGAAAUCUGUAUAAGCGUGACAAUAACAGUAGAUGCCAAAUGUUAAUGUAUUGUAGAUUGUACUGAAUAUUAUGUGGCUGCUGUAAAAGGAUGUACGAUUUUUUUAAAAAAAAUAAUAAUAAAUGUAUUUGUAAUUUGUAUAAA
Molecule: messenger RNA, 5401 nt
Organism: Anolis carolinensis (green anole)
Lineage: Eukaryota; Metazoa; Chordata; Lepidosauria; Squamata; Anolidae
Product: zinc finger protein ZFP2-like
Exons: 2
Coding region: 1663-2637 (324 amino acids)
Biological process (GO): regulation of transcription by RNA polymerase II
Cellular component (GO): nucleus
Molecular function (GO): RNA polymerase II cis-regulatory region sequence-specific DNA binding; DNA-binding transcription factor activity, RNA polymerase II-specific
Source: RefSeq, a predicted model, not a curated record